AUGGACAGGCCAAUACAAGGGGCAACACCAGUUCAAGGGGCCACACCAAAGAAGAGGCCAGGCCAAUACAAGGGGUCACACCAAUACAAGGGUUCAGGCCAAUACAAGGGUCCAGACCAAUACAAGGGUUCAGGCCAAUACAAGGGUCCAGACCAAUACAAGGGGCCAGGCCAAUACAAGGGUUCAGGCCAAUACAAGGGGCCAGGUCAAUACAAGGGGCCAGGCCAGUACAAGGGGCCAGACCAAUACAAGGGUCCAGACCAAUACAAGGGGCCAGGCCAAUACAAGGGGUCACACCAAUACAAGGGUUCAGGCCAAUACAAGGGUCCAGACCAAUACAAGGGGCCAGGCCAAUACAAGGGGCCACAUCAAUACAAGGGGCCAGGCCAAUACAAGGGGCCACAUCAAUACAAGGGGCCAGGCCAAUACAAGGGGCCAGACCAAUAA
This is a messenger RNA of Haliotis rufescens (red abalone), 447 nucleotides long. RefSeq lists its product as uncharacterized. The coding region runs from base 1 to 447 and encodes 148 amino acids. NCBI's taxonomy places the organism in Eukaryota, Metazoa, Mollusca, Gastropoda, Lepetellida, Haliotidae. The record is from RefSeq and is a predicted model, not a curated record. The transcript has a single exon.